This is a messenger RNA of Helianthus annuus (common sunflower), 1031 nucleotides long. Its product is annotated as 5'-adenylylsulfate reductase-like 4. The coding region runs from base 137 to 1018 and encodes 293 amino acids. The record is from RefSeq and is a predicted model, not a curated record. The transcript has 5 exons. NCBI's taxonomy places the organism in Eukaryota, Viridiplantae, Streptophyta, Magnoliopsida, Asterales, Asteraceae.
UGUUUUAAAAAUUUUAUUUAUAUGCAUAUUAAUAGUUGCAGUUCAUCGGAGCUUCAGGCUCACAAAAUCCCCAAAAUUCUAGGGUUUUAUUUCCGCAACAUUUCCGUAUGAAUUCAAUCGAUCUCUGUGUAUCUACAUGUAUAUAUCGUCAUCAACGAUAACUCUCAGUCCAACAAUGGCUAUGCGAACUGGAUUGAUUCUAUUGGUGGUUUUUAGCAGUCUAACGUACGCCGAUGAGCUUUCUAGGGUUAGGGUUUCGGAUUCUGUUUGCCCUACGAAGUCAAUUGGAUAUUUGAUCUUUGGAAUUGACGAUUCAAUUUGCCGUUUGAGUGGAAUUGAUUAUUAUCUCGGUGUUAUUGAGGGAGACGAGACUUCAUUGCAAAAGGCUUUAAGUAUAGUUGAUACCAACACUCAUGAUUAUGUUGCUGUCCUCUUUUAUGCAUCAUGGUGCCCGUUUUCAACCGUUUUUAAACCAAGUUUAUCAACAAUGUCUUCGUUGUAUCCUUCCAUCCCUCAUUUUGCAAUCAAAGAAUCCGUUGUGAAGCCGAGCACACUUUCGAAAUAUGGAGUUAAUGGAUUUCCUACUCUCUUUGUACUAAACUCGACUAUGCGUGCGCGUUAUCAUGGCUCUCGGACUCUUAGUUCUCUUGUGAGUUUCUACACAGAUGUUACGGGUUUAAAUGCUGAACAAGAUAAAACAUUCCUAAACAAAGUGGACGUUUUGGUUCAUGAUAAAGGCGACAAUAACAACAUAGAUCCAGAAAUCUGCCCGUUUUCAUGGGCAAAAUCACCCGAAAAUUUACUUAAGCAAGAAACGUAUCUUGCUUUAGCCACAUUGUUUGUCGUUUUUCGGACAGUUUACCUAAUUUACCCGUUUAUCGUCACAUCUGUUCAAUAUGCUCGAAGAACAUGGUUGUUGUGGGAUCACCCUUAUGCCUAUUUGAAUCGCGCCAUACAGUUAUUUAGUUCACUUAUAGGUUGCAUGGGUAUUGGUUUCUAUAAUGAAAGAAAGCACUAGUUGAUUAACCUGA